AAUUCUGCUUCACUGCUGCUGGGGAGUCCGCCAAAGGCCUGACAGGUUCCCCUUUAAAAUUCUCCCUCCCACACCUCACCAUGCUUAUAUAUUUUUUUUUGUAAAAAAAAAUUGCUCCCUUCUUCCGGUCUGAUUGCAGCCUGCUUUAAUGCAGUCCUCUCUGGUCCUCUCUCUCUCUCUUUCUUCUUUUUCUGCGCAACUUUUUUCUCCCCCUCUCAGACUUGCUCUUCCCUGCCAGCAGCUUUCUCUCUCUCUCUCUCUCCUUCCCUGCCUGCCCUUUUUUUUUUUUUGCUUCUUGCUGACUAGGAGGAAUUCUGCACAGGUCGUCAGCAUCCUGCUUAUGAACUGAAGAAAAAGAGAGAGGAGAAGAGGAGGAGGAAGGCUGCAAUCGAGGAAGGCAGAGGCAGUUUUUUCCUCCUGGGCUCCCCCCCACCCUCCCCGCCUCCGGUGCCGCCUCCUUUUGCCAUCUGCAACCCUCUCAACUUCGCCCGGCUCCUGGGAUCUCCUGCUGGCUCAGGGCACCCCCCUCCAAAGCUGAAGGAGAAACGAUGCUCCCUGGGAAGUGCUUGCUUUGGGGUGUCCUCCACAUUGCCACCUUGGUCCUCUCCUGCCAAGUUGUGCUUGCCCAGAAAGGGCGGAAGAAAGUUGUCCACGUGUCAGAGGACGACAGUGGCGCUGUUGUGGUCCAGACAGCACCGGGGAAAGUGGUCACCCACCGUGGGGGCACGAUCAUUCUCCCGUGCCGCUUCCACUACGAUGUGUCGGCUCACGACCCCGACGAGAUCCGCCUGAAGUGGACCAAGAUCGUGGAGCCCAUGUCAUUUGAGGAUGUCUUCGUGGCCAUGGGCCAUGAGCGCAGGGCCUUUGGGAGUUAUCGGGGCCGCACGGCCCUGCAGGAGGACGGCGCUGGGGACGCCUCGCUCAUCAUCCGGAACGUCACCCUUCAGGACUACGGACAAUACGAGUGCGAGGUGACCAAUGAGCUGGAGGAUGACACGGGCAUGGUGAAGCUCGACUUGGAAGGCGUGAUUUUCCCAUACCACCCGCGCCUGGGGCGCUACACCCUGAACUUCCAUGAGGCGCAGAAGGCGUGCCUGGAACAGGAUGGGAUCCUGGCCUCGUACGACCAGUUGCAUGAAGCCUGGCUGGAGGGGAUGGAUUGGUGCAAUGCUGGCUGGUUAGAUGAUGGUUCCGUACAGUACCCCAUCUCCAAACCCCGGGACGAGUGUGGACGAAAGGACACCCCUGUCGGGGUGCGGAACUACGGCUACCGCCACAAAGACGAUGAGCGUUAUGACGCCUUCUGCUUCACCUCCAACCUGAAUGGGAAAGUUUAUUUCCUCAAGACCUAUCGCAAGCUGAGCUUCCCGGAGGCCGUCCAGGCUUGUAAGAAGAACGGAGCCACAGUGGCCAAAGUUGGCCAGCUGUACGCUGCUUGGAAGAUCCAGCUCCUGGAUAAGUGUGAGGCCGGCUGGGUGGGUGACGGGAGCAUCCGUUACCCCAUUGUCAACCCACGGGCCCGCUGCGGGGGCCGAGAGCCAGGGGUCCGUAAUCUCGGUUUCCCCGACAAGAAGUACAAGCUCUUUGGGGUCUAUUGCUACAAGGCGGCUGCCAACGCUGGCUCGAAGAAGAAGGGGAUGGGAACGUGGAAGCCCUUCCAGGUAUAAAGAGAGUGGCUUUCAGAGCUCUGGAUGCGAAUUCCUCCAUCUUCCUUCCUCUCCCAGCCUUGAAGACUGGUGGGAUCUUUCUUGGCCUGCCCUUGGGAUCCAUGCCUUCCCCCAGAAGAACCUGGUGGAACAGUUCAAAUCCCGGAAGAGGUGGAGGUGGCACCCCAGGUUCAAUUUAUUUUGGGGACUUCUGAACUGGCCGGAGCUUCCGGAGCUGCCCGGAAGUCCGGCUUGCACCCGGCCUGCCCCCAAAGCUGCAGCUCCUUGUCCCUUUGCUAACCCGGUUCUUCUGCACCCACGUGGGGAGAUCGGGGGUCUGUCUUGGCUUGCAACAUGCUGUUAUUAAUGCUUCCGGCAGAACUCCGGGGACUCCUCUGGGUACACAAAGGAGGAGGGUCACCGCGUUUGGCCACUGCAAAGCUCUCUGGCGUUAAGGAUCCAGCAGUUGGAAAGGGAUCCGUGCUCUGCCGCAAAGGGACAAAUACUUUUGGUUUUUUGCAUGACUUGCGGCUCAUUUCGGGGACUGCCUAAUGGGUGUCUCCAAAGCAAGCUGAAAAUGAAUAUAUAAAAAAACCCCCUACCCUUUUUCUCCCCACCCCCUAGCCUCAGAGAUUAUUUUGUAGAGACUGUAACUCCGUCCUCUCUUGUUUUUAUUUCCUCUCCAGCAAACUGAACUAGUCAGUUUCAGUCAGCACCAUUCAUCGCCACAUGGCUUGUUCAGGACAAGAUUGUAACCUCCUCAGGGCAGAGCCCUAUAGACUUUUUUUUUGCUCAUGUUCCUCCACAGUGUACUGUGUACAUGGAUGCCAUUGUAUAAAUGUUAAAAGUAC
This is a messenger RNA of Hemicordylus capensis (graceful crag lizard), 2497 nucleotides long. It is a transcript of the gene HAPLN4, whose product is annotated as hyaluronan and proteoglycan link protein 4. The record is from RefSeq and is a predicted model, not a curated record. The coding region runs from base 549 to 1667 and encodes 372 amino acids. Lineage: Eukaryota; Metazoa; Chordata; Lepidosauria; Squamata; Cordylidae. Gene Ontology annotation, biological process: cell adhesion. Gene Ontology annotation, molecular function: hyaluronic acid binding. The transcript has 5 exons.